Molecule: messenger RNA, 2397 nt
Organism: Prorocentrum cordatum
Lineage: Eukaryota; Dinophyceae; Prorocentrales; Prorocentraceae
Source: the annotation of a GenBank genome assembly
AUGAAGGCGAUCCUUGAGGCACACAUCGGCCAACUGAAAGACGAAGAGAUCUCACCCGAGAAGUGCAUCACGCCUGAGGACAUGAUCAAGCAGUUUCAGCACUUCUUCGGGCACGCGAGGUUCUUGAGAAGGCGUGAAGCUACGGCGGCCCUCACCCUCGCCAAGGCGGAGAAGUCCAAGCUUCAGGCCGUGAGGGCCCUCGCCGAGCUGAACGGAGUGGUCGCGAAGACUGCCAAGGACAGCCACGGCAUCGACGGGAACGACAGCAAGAAGCUCAUCUCCAUCUCGUGGGACGAGGACUUCUUCAGCACGCUCGACAAGCUCGAGGUCAGCGAGACCGAACGGGCGGAUCUCAAGCAGCUGGAGACCGACUUGAAGGGCGUUCGCGACCUGGUCGGCACCAAGUCCUCCGAGGUGGAGCGCAUGCUCGCGCGCAUGGCGAAGAUGAAGGAAGACAUCAUGGUUCGCAUGGCCAAGAAGAGGAAGGGCCCCGACGGCGUGGCCACGGGCAGCCCCGACGGCGGCGGCAGCAGCGGCGAGCCUGGCGGAGCCCGUGUGGGCGACGACGGGCGCACGGCGGCGGAGACCACGCCGGUCCGCGACGACCAGGCCGACGCCGAGCUCGCCGAGGAGGCGCGGCGGCUGAGCGAAGCCAAGCUCGCCGCCGCCCAGGCCGCUCAGGGCGCAGGCCUGAGCGACAACUCUUGCCAGCAGCUGCUUUGCCGAGAGCUCCGCGUGGCGCCCAAAUUGCCGCAGGCCCCGAGGCCGAAGCUCCAGCCACAAGUAGGUUCCAAGUCUAGUAUGAAGAAGGCUGCCGACGCUACGAAGCGCUUAGCAGCCCGCGUUGCUACAGACGAAUGCUACCAGGAGUUGCGCGGUGAUUUGAACGAGGCCCAGUUUUUCGCGAGCGAGUGCUACAUAUGUUGGAUAAGGUUCGAUCGGAGCCGCUACGCGGGCAGGCGCAGCAGCCUCGACAUCGGGGCGAGCGGCGUGGCGGCGGAGGCGCCCAGGCGCUCACCCGAGCUCAACAGGCAGCACGGGCCUCGGGUGGCUAGUGACUCGGAUCACCUCGUGAUGAUCUUCUGGGAGCGCGAGGGCUUCUCGAGGGCGGAGCUCAUGGAGUUGGACGAGGCGUUCAACAAGUACGACACGGACCAGAGCGGCACCAUCGACACCGCGGAGCUCGGCGGCCUGCUGGCCGGCCUGGGGCACCGGGUGGCCAGCUCGGAGCUUACUGCGUUGGUGGUCGAGCACGACGGGAACCGCAGCGGCUCGCUGGACGACUUCGAGUUCCUGCGGCUGAUGCGGCAGCACCGCGACGGCCAGCUCCGGCAGCUGCGCGGCGUGUUCCGGCAGUUCGCCACCAAGGCCAUCAUGAAGCCCGACGACACGAUGUCGGCGGUAGUGGUGGUGUUGGGGAGCCUGUCGCAGCGGGUGAUCGACGAGAUCAACGCGAGGGUGUCUGAGUCCAAGGAGCAGGUGCCCGCCGGCAUGAGUUUCAACGAUUUCGUCGAGAUUGUGGACUAUGCGCGCUCACAGCGCCUCACGGCAGCAGUCAGUCACGCCGGCUUCUCGGAGCAGGAGCUGUCGGAGCUGCGGUGCCGCUUCGUGAAGUACGACUCCGAUCCGGACGGCACGCUGGACCACAGCGAGAUCCGCGCGUUGCUGGACGAUCUCAACGUGCAGUGGCUGACCCGCGAGCUGGCGGACGCGCUGCGGCAGGCGGGGGAGCUGGCGGCGCGGGACGAACAGGUGCCCCCGAGCGCGGAGGCCUGGCUCUUCCUGCUGCGCGUGGCGUCAGAGGUGCCGGCGUUCGCCAGGCAGGCCUGGGAGGCCGCCGCGGCGCUGCUGGUCAGCGACGCGUGGGCGGCGGCCUUCGCGGAGCUGGACGGCAAGGGCCGCCUGGCCGUGGCCCGGGCCGGCGCGCGCGACGCGGGCCUGGCCGCGGGGCUGGUGGCGAGGCUGGUGGCCGCCGAGGCGGCUGAGCUGAGCGACCUGCUGCCCGCGUCCAGCGCGGCCGGGCUGGAGCCCGCCCUCUGCGCCGCUGUGGUGGAGGCGCUCGGGGCCGAGGGCGUGCCGCCAGAGGCGGCCGAGGCGGCGCUGGGCUCGGAGGCGGGGACGGCCCUCGCGGCGCGCGCCGCGGAGGGUGCCAGAGGGGGCGCGGAGGAGAGACGUCGCGUGGUCGGCGGCGGAGGCGGCCAGAAGCUGGGCAAGGGCGCCGACAUCCCCGUGUACGUGUGCGAGGGGAUAUCUGGCUCCCAUCAGAAGAUGGAGAUCAAAGAAAGGCUUGUGACGGCGCCCCGCUGGCUGGGCCGUCCUCCUGCGCGGAGGCUCCGCGAGUCGCGAAGGUGCGCGCGCGCGUCCUGCGAGCCGGGUGCCGUCUGUCGCCCUCGCUGA